Messenger RNA from Paramacrobiotus metropolitanus, 2474 nucleotides. RefSeq names its product receptor-type guanylate cyclase gcy-8-like. Bases 166 to 2331 code for a protein of 721 amino acids. Gene Ontology annotation, molecular function: protein kinase activity; guanylate cyclase activity; peptide receptor activity. The transcript has 16 exons. The record is from RefSeq and is a predicted model, not a curated record. Gene Ontology annotation, biological process: cGMP biosynthetic process; protein phosphorylation; receptor guanylyl cyclase signaling pathway. NCBI's taxonomy places the organism in Eukaryota, Metazoa, Tardigrada, Eutardigrada, Parachela, Macrobiotidae.
AGAUGGACAAUGCGGUUCUUUUACAUUCAGAAUCCUUAUGUUUCCGGUGAAAGGGGAUGAUAUUUGGGUGUAAAAUACACCUGCACAUGCGAUAUCGCAGGUUACUGUCGCGCUUAUAUAUUCGCCGCUGGCCAGAGUUGGCCACGCGGCAACUGCCCUCACAAUAUGUUAUUAAGUAUAAUUGUUAUAACUGGAUUUACCGGCAUCCAAGCCGCGCCUGUGAAUUUAAUCAUUAUUACCAUUGGUGAUAAUCCGUCGUAUGGGUAUUAUGCCGCGGCACCGUAUUUUGACGGCGCACUGCACGUGGCGGAGGAGCGCUAUCCCCGCGUUUUCAGCAACUACUCCAAGCAGAUCUUCCACAAACCCGGUCUUCCGGCGUGUCCCGAUGCGGCGGCGGAAAUGUUCGCGGUGACGGGCGAGAUUUAUGAUGCCGUUAUGAGGACCGAUGGCUUCACUAUGCUUCUCUCGCCAGGUUGCAGUCCGGAACUGAUGCCGCUCGGGGAUCUGGCACGAGAAAUUGAUGUCCCUCUUUUGGCAAGCACAUCAGCCGAUCCCAUGUUCGCCAACCGGAAACGCUAUCCUACCAUGUUGACCUUUGGCGCGGUGGGGCAGGGGGCGCACGCGGCGGCGGCGCGAGCGUUCCUCAGGUACUACAGAUGGAAGACACUGACGUUGUUCUGCGAUGAUCUGCUGAAAUACACCAGUAUCGCGGCGUUCUUGUCGGCCAACUGUCGCGCCAUGAAGACGCUGUUUUCGGUCCCCGGCGAAUUCGAGUUCUACAUGGAGAGCUACGAUUCCAGAUCGAAUCCCGACUACGAAGCACGUUUGCGAAGAGCCCGAUCACAAAGCCGAGUGAUAAUUCUGUUGACCCGCGCAGAUGAAUUGCGAAAAAUAAUGAUAACAGCCCACAAACUUGGAAUGGCGAAGGACGAAUUUGUGUUCCUUCACACAAUUCCGAUACAAGGCCCAGAAUAUCUGCCCUUGACAAUCGAUACCGGCGCUCCUGACGAUGACAUUGUCUUCCAAGCUUACAAACAUCUGGUUACGAUGAGUUUCCACCUGCCUGACUAUAACAAAUUGUCCCCGUUUAUCGAGACGGUGGCCCGGGAUGCAGAGCGCAACUACUCCCAUCCCUACAGCCUGGAUGAGAAAAACAAUGAAAUAACGUUGGCGAUACCGGAACUGAUCUAUGCUAUUGGAACGGUGCUCAGUGAAUCAGCGCUUCCAGUGGACCGAAUGACUACCAAACACUUUCGACAAGCGUUUCUCAACAAGAGUUUUGAAACCGGUAUCCGGCGCUUAAUGAUCGGCUCGGAUGGGAUGCGGAUGUCCAAUACAAUUUAUUCGCGUCUAAACACCACGACCCGACAAUUUGAGCCGGCUUGGUAUUACGACUUUCCAUCGAAAAUCAUCAGCAAGACAUCGAUCCUGGCGGAUGAAUGGAACGGUGUCUAUGCAGCACCGGCUAACGAGCCCACCUGUGGAUACCGGCACGACCGGUGCCAGUCAGAACAAAACGACAUGCGAAGCAUCAUUAUUGGUUGCAUCUGCGGGAUCCUAAUUGUGUGUGCAGCUGGAUUCGGUUAUGUCUUCGGUUUUGUACUUCGUCGCGGACCAAUCGACUUAAGCAAUUGGUGGCAUUUGGAAGGCGAAGCUCUGCAAUUUCCCUUUUCAAAAAACAUCAGUACAACAAGAAAAGAAGACAGUUUGAUACCAAAAUACGAUUCCGUAAUAUCCAUGGCGAAACUGGGAGGGGAAAUCGUUUGGAUGCGCAGCGAACCAGUUUUCAUAACACAAAAUGAUUUACUAGCUAAUCAUCCCUUACGAGUUCAUCUUGCUCAGUUGCGCUUACUGCGCCACGAUAAUGUCGGACAUUUUGUGGGCCUCCAUCUUGCCAAGCAGAAGCUGUCCAUCGUGUGGGAAGCCGGUCGGAGGACAAUGCGGAGUUUAUUCUCCAGUGAAACUAUAGUAUCGGACGCAGCUGUCCAACUGUUCUUUAUUUUCAACGUCCUUACGGGUUUGGCUUAUAUCCAUGAUGCAUCAUCAGCGUUCUUCCAUGGAAGCCUAUCUAGCUUAUGCGUUGUGCUGGAUAGUCGUUUCACUGCCAAGUUAGUCGAUGUCGCUUCCAUCGUCGUAAUGCAAUCGGUAUCCAAGAGCAGCCGGCUCUCCAAAACCGAUGUCCUAAUGCCACCGGAAAAUGAUAAUCCCGAAUUUUGUGGCUCAAAGGAAGCCGAUUUGUACGCAUUGGGCGUGCUUCUCAUCGAGAUUUGCAAUGGAGUUAAAGCAACGCCCGAUGAUCUACUGAAAUUUAACACAGCAAGGCUUUUCUAAGUCCCCUUUCCAAGACCAGCUCGGAAAGGUCAUCAGUGAAUGCUGUUUACUGAACGCGCGAUCGCGACCGACCCUGAAGGCGGUUAUGGCAAAGCUGGGAAAAUAUCGACCGGGUGGCACAAUUGUUAGCAGCCUGCUGAACC